Molecule: messenger RNA, 2178 nt
Organism: Phoenix dactylifera (date palm)
Lineage: Eukaryota; Viridiplantae; Streptophyta; Magnoliopsida; Arecales; Arecaceae
Source: RefSeq, a predicted model, not a curated record
UUUGGAUUUCGCUGGAAGACUAGAAGGUGUGCGCGUGUGAGAGGGGGAGAGAGUUUAUCUCGCGGUUCCCAGACUUUGCGGACGUUCCUCAAUUUUCUAGGGUUUCGGAGUGAAGAGAGAGGGAGAGAGAGAGGUGCAGGUUCGAGUCUUCUUGGAGGUAUCGGAUCUAAAGAGGGGAAUCAAAGCUCUGGUUUUAGCUCUGCUUCGAAAUAGAUACCGAUCUCGGACUCAUUAUAUCCAACAAUAAUCGGUUUCUCUGGAAGCUCGAAUUUUGGAGGAGGGAACAUUCUUCCGUUGUUUUCUUCCCUCCCUUCAACCCUUGGGAUUAAUUUUGCGGGUGAUAGGCCUUAAUAAACAAAGUUGGUGUAGUUUGUCCGCAGAGGAUUUAUAAUCUUGAUUUAGGGAUCUGGCAGGGAAAUAACAAUGGAGCGGUCUAUGUUGGAAUUUAUCAUGGACGCCCAGAGUGGCAGAGGCGAAUCGAUCUUUGCAUCGAUGAAAUUUGCUGUUCUACCAAUUGCAAAGGUCUUCACCAUGUGUUUUAUGGGAUUUCUAAUGGCCUCCAAGUAUGUCAACAUUCUUCCUGCAAAUGGCCGGAAGCUUCUUAAUGGGCUAGUUUUUUCUCUUCUUCUUCCUUGCUUGAUAUUCUCUCAACUUGGACGAGCAAUCACUUUGCAAAAAUUGGUAGAGUGGUGGUUUAUCCCUGUUAAUAUCAUUUUGGCAACAAUAUCAGGGUCGCUAGUAGGUCUAGUUGUUGCGUCGAUUGUUCGACCCCCAUACCCAUACUUCAAGUUCACUAUUAUACAUAUUGGUAUUGGGAACAUUGGAAAUAUACCUCUUGUUCUGAUUGCAGCUCUGUGUCGAGACAAAUCCAACCCUUUUGGUGACUCCAGCAAGUGUAGCCAAGAUGGAAAUGCUUACAUCUCUUUUGGUCAGUGGGUUGGCGCAAUCAUUCUGUACACAUAUGUGUUUCAGAUGCUUGCACCACCACCUGGUGAAACCUUUGAUGGCAUUGAAGAGGAGAAGCUUCCAACUAAGAACCCUGUGAACAAUGCUGCACCUGAACAAGUGUCUUUGCUAACUUCUGAAGAGCCUGGAACAAUAGGGCUGGAAUCUUCAAAACGAGGAAAACUAAUCAACCUGUUAUGGUAUUUUGUUGAAAGAUUGAAGUUAAAGCAAAUUUUUCAGCCCCCAAUUAUUGCUUCUAUACUGGCAAUCAGCAUUGGUACAGUACCAUUUUUAAAGCACUUCAUCCUCAUGGAUGAUGCUCCGCUCUUCUUCUUCACUGACAGCUGUCUCAUUCUUGGGGAAGCGAUGAUUCCUUGCAUUUUGCUUGCUUUGGGUGGUAAUCUUGUUGAUGGUCCAGGUGCAGGGAGUAAAAAGCUUGGAUUUCGAACAAUGGUUGCCAUCAUAUUUGGGCGGUUGGUCUUUGUUCCUCUGGCAGGGCUUGGCAUUGUCACUAUGGCUGACAAGCUUGGAUUCAUCCCUAAGGGUGACAAGAUGUUCAAAUUUGUUCUUCUACUGCAGCAUUCAAUGCCUACUUCUGUGCUAUCUGGUGCGGUGGCUAAUUUACGAGGCUGCGGAAAGGAAGCAGCUGCUGUUCUAUUUUGGGUUCAUAUUUUUGCUAUUUUCUCCAUGGCUGGAUGGAUUGUUCUUUAUCUAGGCAUACUUUUCUAAAGGCCUAGUCCGUCAUCGCCACGGCACAGCUCAAAUCCUUUCCUUUUCUCCAAUCAUUCCAUUCCAUCAUCGCCAUUGGGAAAGUGGAUGCGAUCACAAGGUCUGGUGAUUAUUUAAUAGGUGAUAUCAUUUUGCUACAACAAUUGCAAUGUUGUAUCAGGUGAGUGAUGGCAAAUAAUAGAGGUAGAGAAGUCGGUUGAUGGCUUUCUGGUUGAGUCCCAUGAAGAGGCGCCUUGUCCAUUGAAGGACAGUUCAGAUGGAGGCCAUGCUGAUCUCGCUGUCAGAGGAACUGAAGUUCAUGGCUGCGAAAGGAGAAAGAGGCCACAGGUUUGAGUUAGAACAGCUGUGCAAUGGAAGUGUAUGGAAGUGUCUCUGUCAACAUUUGGCUUCAAUCAUGCAAUGAGAAACAAAGUUAUUUGGACAAUAUAUUUUGUGUUUGGAAAUAUUAUGUUAUUUAACUUUUAUUAUGUUUUAAUGAUGCCGCCUUGUGGUCCUUCUCGUCCA